UUCUCAGUUAACGUGUGCAAAUGCUGUCGCAAGAAAAUAUUGGGCUUUCAUAUCAGUAAAAUACACAAUUACUACGUGUUUGCUAGUUUUUACUGACCUAUGAACCCCAGAAAUAUUGUAUGUUAUGUUUUUACCGUCAUAGGUAGUCAUGUUUUGAUCGUUCAGGGCAGCUUUUUGCCUUGAGACAGUCGAAAAACGCCUGUCGCAAAUUAUAUAAUUGACAGAACCACCUCAUUUUUUUUGUUAAAAAUAUGUUCACCGGCUUUACUUCCGAUCAUUAAAUAUACUCUGUAAUCAGACCAACAAAAACAGGCGGAGGAGUUUGUCCGUCUUGCACUCAUAUAACGUCAGGGUCCAUUUUAAAACUGUCGCCAGUUUUUGAGGUUACCUUCGUUACCGACACAGACAAGGGCAGAAAUCACAGAGAAAGAAACAAUUUCUAUAUCCUUUUUAUGCUAUUCGGUCGACUAGCAUGUAUUUUAUGUCAUCAAAGAUACUUGUGAGGCAACAAACCCUUGAUAAUGGAAAAAUUGCCACAUCUUGUGAGAGUAUUGCCUGUGGCCACUUUUAAAGGUUACCUUUGUUACCAUACUCAGUACAAGUUGUAGUUGAUAUAGCCUUACCCUACCUUUCAUGUGGAAAGACCAUCCCCAGGUAGCUACAGACCCGCUGCAUUUUUGAUCCAGCGGCGAACUAAUAAAAUUUUUUUCAUCACUAUAUCCCAGAAUGUUACCUAACGUUACCAUGUUACCUUCGUUACCGUUUUACCUUGCAAUAUACGUUAUCGGACAUACGGCGAUAUGUACAAGGUAAUCAGGAUUAAAGGUCAUGGGCAACUCGGAGGUCAGCCUCGUUCUCGAUAACGUCCUUGAAAACGCGGCGUUGAGCCGCAUUUGUGCAGUUUGAGCAGGAGAAAGGUAAGACAACUUCAAUAUUUUGCAUCAUCUGGCAUUUUCAAAGUUAGGGUGGUAAUUUUGAUGCAUCAAAGACCAAUUAUGAAGCCUGAGAGAUGUCUUUUAGCCCGUAAUUCAUUUUAGAACGUGCAUAGUGGGUAAACAUCCCGGGAAGGACGAUAAUUAGAAACACAUGCCAUCGGUAACGCAGGUAACCACCAGUAACGGAGGUAACCAUGCUGUUUAACUGGGCGUUUUUGCGUUGGAAGAAAUUAGAGCAAGCAAUAUUUAACGAUACCACAGACGAGUUAAUAACUUUAUAUGUAAUAACAUUAGGUGUAGUAUGUUUUAGGGUGCUCUGAAUCAGUCAAAGCAGUGACAUAUGCAUUAAAACUGAGCCUGUUGAUCACCGUGAUACCAACGCCCACUACACGUACAUUGACCUGCCGUAUAUAGUCUCAUCAUAUGUAUGAAUAUAUCAGAGUCGGCAUUACGUAGUUGUUUGCAAAUCGUGGGUACCUUUCUUGUUUUAGUAAAUAUAGUUUUCAUUUUUAUGUAGAAGAUGGGCAAGACUAGAGCUGAGAUUCAGCGGGCAUACAGAGAAAGAAAGAAGGCAAAGGAUGAAGAGCAGUACAAAGCAAAGGAGGCCGCACGUGCCAAGAAACACUACAAACCGGCAGCUUCGUUGAGUCAUGAAGCCAGGGAGAGAAGAAAUGCACAAGCAAGAGAAAAGAUGAGAAGGCACAGGGCCCGGAAACAGGCAGCAAAAGUAACCAUCAAGAUGGAUUUUAAGAAGAAGAACAAAGCAUCGGGUGGGCCCAGAAAGAAGAUCAAAGAGUUACAGAGAAAGCUGGAAAAAACCCUGAAGGCUCAGAAGAAGCUGCAAAAGCGGUUAGAACGAGCAAAAAGUAAAGGUGCACAGGGUCAGGGUACCUCAAAUGAAUGUAUGACACCGCGCAGCAAGACCAAUUCUGAAAUCAGGGCUGCUGGCUUAACACCGCGAAGAGUGCCUGACAGGUUGAGAAAGAAAAUCUUGUUCUCCAAUGUAGUGACGUCUAGCAUAAAGGAAUCAUACCGUAAGAGGACGUCAGAUGGAAAACGUAUGAUCAGGGGAAUUGUUGUAGGCAAGAUUGUCAAGAAGUACCGCAUGAUCAGCACUCUCGCGCACGAGAUUGGAGUUGCUAGGAACGCGCGAACUGACGGACAGAAAAAAACAAGACUUCCACUUGUGCGGGCGGGAAUCAGAAAGGCAGUACACGACUUCAUGGAGAGGGAGGACAAUUCCAGAAUAAUGCCAGGGAAGAACGACUACAAGAAGAUUGGAAAGAACAAGGUGCAGGUUAGAGUUCUCACUAACUACCUGACCAGCCUACGUGAGAAAUUUGUAAGUGAAAACCCUGAUAUCAAGAUAUCACUCAGUGUGUUCGCCAGGCUGAGGCCACCCAACAUUAAGUUGGCGUCUUUCUUGUCCAGAAAUACGUGCCUGUGUACUAAGCACCAGAAUUUUGCCCUUAAACUGAAGACAUUGAAAGAGAAAGGGCUAGUAAAUUCUACUAAUCCCGACAACUUCCUGCGCUCCUUCCCCGAGAAGGAAAAUGUCAAGGCUUUGCUGGAACCUUUCGAAGACUUGCCACUUAGUGUCAAAAUCAAGUAUGAAGAAUGGCAAAGAGUCGAAGAGAAUGGGAAGAAAAGGAUGAAGAUCGUUACAUCAGAGAUCGGAAUCAAUGAUUUCGCAGACAUGUUCAUCAAAGAAAGUGUUGUAUUCCGAGAGCACACAAUCCGUGCUAACGAACAGUAUGCUCAAUUGAAAGCUCUGAAGGAAACGCUACCACCGAAACAUGUCAUUAUACAAAUGGACUUUGCAGAAAACUACAAAGUUAAGACCACUGAUGAAAUUCAAUCUGCGUAUUGGAAUUGUGAGAUGGUAACUUUGCACCCUGUUGUGCUGUACUACAGGGCGCAGGGUGACAGCGAGCUUCAACACGAGUCUAUUUGUGUAGUUUCUGAUGAGCUUGGGCACAACUCUUCCACCGUGUAUGCGAUUCUAAAGAGGCUGUUGCCUAAGAUAAAGCAAAACCACGACGUCCAGUACAUUCACUACUGGACGGACAGUCCAAGCUCACAGUAUCGUAAUAAAACCAUAUUCAGUGUUGUUUCUGAUCACAAAGAGCUGUUCGGGGUUCCGGCAACGUGGAAUUACUUUGAGGCGGGUCACGGCAAAGGCCCUUGCGAUGGCGUGGGUGGGACUGCCAAGAGAAUGGCGGACGAUGCCGUCAAACGUGACAGCGCCAAAAUCCAGGAUGCGCAUGACUUCUACGAAUGGGCUAUUAAGCUUAACAGUGUUAUAAAGUACGAGUUCGUAACUUCGAGAGAGUGUGGGGAAAGUAAGACCGACCUCGGGGAGAAGUAUGGCACUACGAAGGCCGUCAAAGGAACCAUGACGUUCCACGCCGUAGUGGGAAUGUCACCAGGUGUGGUGAAGACGCGCCCCACUUCAUGUUACUGUGCAAAAUGCUUUAACGCUAAGGGAUUUCGGCCUAAGACAACUUGCACGUGGAAAACUCACAACAUGACAAAACCAAACAAAUAAUAUUGGUUUUGUCAUGUUGUGAGUUUUCCAGGCAUAGGAUUAUCAUGAAACAGAUUGGCAACAUGAUGUGGGGCGCGUCUUUACCAAACCUGGUGACAUUCCCACUACGGCAUGGAACGUCAUGGUUCCCAGUACGAAGCAACUUGUAGUCUGGGAAAACAUGUUUACUUAAUACGUUACCAUGCGAGAACGUUGAGUUGUACUUAGAAAUCACAGGCACAUUGUAUGCCUUACUUUAAAGUAGAGGAAGUAGGAAAAUUCUUGUUAUCUUGUUAUAUCAACGGUCUUGUUUCUUACAUGGCAAGGUUGUUACCUUACUUCAACAGAGCGUUAACUUAGGUAUCUAUUCGAACACAUAUAGCGUACCUGGCAUCACAAUCACAUUGUAUGCCUGCUGUUUGCGUAGAGGAAUUGACAAAAUUCCAUUUUUUUCUUAAGUGCUCAUGUCGCUGUUACCUACAUGACAAAUGUGUUACCUUCGUUACCAUUAUUUGCUAGUGUUUAUCUAGAACGUAGUUGUAAAUACAUUCCAGCUGUUUUUACCACUGUAAUGUGUAGUUUGUACCAUUACUUUUCAAUACAAAAAUAAUGAAUUAUUGUAAGAUUUGACUUCACAGCAAGAAAGUCAAUGUUGUGCAUUUCGUACUUUCAGAAAUUGGCCACUGUCAGUCUUUAAAUAUGUGAUGAUUUUCUCUAAAACUGAACAUGGCUGUUGAAUGAUACUUACCGGUGGACUCAUUUGAUGGUUCUUGUUGAGAAAAAACAUUGAACUGAUUUCUUGCAAUAAAUAAUUCAUGCUGGGAACGUUAUCAUUGUGUCAAAGUACUUUUUUUAUGUCAAUCUUUUGAAAGUGACAUGGUUAAGUAAAAUGUUCGAUAUUUCAAAAACUAGAAGAGUUGGCACCUUGCCAAAGCUGUCUGAUAUAGUCAACAAUGUAGGGAACAAGCUGGGACCAUUGGUAAAACAUAGCGAGCAACUUCAUUUUUUGUCACUUUCAACCUCCAAUUGCACACGUUAACUGA
Molecule: messenger RNA, 4505 nt
Organism: Branchiostoma floridae (Florida lancelet)
Lineage: Eukaryota; Metazoa; Chordata; Leptocardii; Amphioxiformes; Branchiostomatidae
Exons: 1
Coding region: 1456-3483 (675 amino acids)
Source: RefSeq, a predicted model, not a curated record